Diaporthe amygdali is the source of this 1983-nucleotide messenger RNA. RefSeq names its product zinc finger protein. The transcript has 4 exons. NCBI's taxonomy places the organism in Eukaryota, Fungi, Ascomycota, Sordariomycetes, Diaporthales, Diaporthaceae. The coding region runs from base 1 to 1983 and encodes 660 amino acids. Gene Ontology annotation, molecular function: metal ion binding. The record is from RefSeq and is a predicted model, not a curated record.
AUGGAAGCUCAUCCUGGUCGCGAUCUUGCCGGCCUGUGUCUUUCUCCAAAUAUUGCCUCCGACGUGAGCUGCUCUUCAGGUCCUUGUUCUGUGGUCUCAACCCGUGAAACCUCGCCAGCCUCAUCGACACACCAUCCCCUGGAGACGACAUCCACGGACCCGGAUAUGUUCAAACCGCGGUCUGAUCAUAUCCCCGGAACCCCCUCGCCGGGCCCGGAUCUGUCUAGACCACGUCCCGGUCAAGUUGCUGGGCUCGCCUCGCCCUUAGAAAUGAACCCCAAUCAGUUUCAGUCUGUCAAUGACCGGCGAAGCAAACUCGCUGUCGACAACCCUCGAGCUAGUCACGCUUCUUCUGGAACCACAGCUGGUGGCAACAACACUAGUCACCAUCUGCAGCCUACGACAGUCGGACGAAGCCUCGCACCAAUCGCUCCUCCUCAUCCUCCGUCUGCCCAUCUCCCUUCGUCCACGAUCCCUCGUGGGCUUUCGACGACCAACUGGCGUUCUUCGACUGCAAGCUUAGACAGCCUUACCGCGCCAUCGACAACGACCUCGUCUGGGUGUACCUCGUCUGUUUCUGGUGCUAACACCAAGAAUCUUGCGCUCGUGGGCAGCUCGAAUCUUCUGGGCUUGCCCAUCUCGUCCGUCGACUUCAGCAACCAGAACAGCCUGCUGGGCCAUAACAGCUACGUACCAACUGCUGGUCUCAGCAGUAAUACGCCCACCUCUGCAUUCCACCACGACUUUCGCCAUUUCGAGCGCCACCAAGGUGCCAGAAACAACGAAAAGAUGCAUCCACAGACUGGCAAACUCAUCGCUGACUCCGACAUGGACCAGGCCAUGUCUUACUGCUACGACCGCGGUGGCGGUCAGUAUACUCGUCUCGUCCCCGUCGAUAUGCUUCCCAUCGAACUCAAAGAUAUCCCCCGUCGUGUCAACACCGACGAGGGCAUGAUCGUCCUGCCUGUCCCACACCAGCCAGGUCCCGAUGGCCAGUUGGCUAACAUUCAGCUGGAGUCUGUUGUGACCCCACCUACCAGCCCCAACGGCGUCUCGACUGAUAACAUACAGUCUCGCAUCGAUUCGAUCAUCAACUCAUCCCCUAGCGCCAGCAGCAGCGCUCUCGUCCUGUCUACCCGCGGCUUUGAUGGCGCCACGAACCGCUCCCUGACCACCCAGAGCCACGGCAGCGGAGCACCCGGCGGCGGCCCCCGUCGCGAGAAGAUCUACUGCGACAAGUGGAUCCACGAUGGCACUUGCGCCUUCACCCAGCAGGGUUGCAAGUACAAGCAUGAGAUGCCCCACGAUCGUGAGACCCAGGAGAAGCUGGGCCUUUUCCACGGAUACCCUGCCUGGUGGAAGAAGCAGGCUGUUGAGCAGCAGCGUCCUCUGGCUAUCGACGACCGCCCUGUUAGCGUCGGUCCCGCCCGUGGCAGCUUCCCUACUUCUGUUUCGGCUGGUGUUCUCGGCAGUAGCCUGAGCAGCGCCGUAGUUUCUUCCAACUGGCGUUCUGGUGCUGGUAACGUUGGCGAUGGCGGUGUCCAGGGCACCAUUUCUCCCACUGCCCCCGCCGCUGGCACCAGCGGCAGCAGCGGUCUCAGUCGCAGUGGCAGCAUCGGCUUCGGCGGCAGCAGUCGUGGCACCGCGCGCCAACCUCGCACGUUCGCCUCUUUCCAGCCAGCCACCUACGGCCCCAUCGCGCCCCCUUCUCGGGCUGGCACCGGCGGCAGCAGCGGAACCAGCACUGGCUUCCCGACGACUCGCAACACUCGCGCGCUGACUACCUCGUCCACGGCCAGCACCGACGACGGCCCCCGUGGCAGCGGCGUCCCCUUUUAUCGCUCUGUCUUCGACCCCAGCAACCCCUUCGCGGCCCUGGGCAGCCAUUCUUCGCAGGCUCGUGGCCGCCAGGAGGAGAGCAGCAGCGGCGACACCGCCACUAACUCGGGCGAGGAGGGCGAGCAGCGUGGCGCUCCUCUUUGA